GCGAAUAGAGGACCAAGUAAAGGGAAGGUCGACAGUAGGGCAACCACACCAGCAAGGGAAAGAAAGCGAGAGUCCACCGUCUUGUCAGUGCAUGCGGAGAGGUGAAGGACUUGCUUGCUGUAUAGUUAUAUUUGUGUUUGUUAAAUUUGUUUUCCUUACAUCGUUAAUUUUAGGUUAAAAAAAAUUACAACUGUCAGCCGACAUGGCAGCGACGGGUUUGCGAGCCUCUUACCACCGGCUGAUGAACAAAAUCGAGUUUGUUUUGCCGGCCAAGCUGAGACCCUUUUACAACCACCCGGCAGGUCCGAGAACAGUUUUCUUCUGGGCCCCUGUAAUGAAAUGGGGCUUGGUAAUUGCAGGGUUAGCAGACAUGACCCGGCCGGCAGAAAAACUCAGUACCUCACAGUCAGCAGUGUUGACCGCCACAGGUUUAAUUUGGUCCAGAUACUCUCUGGUCAUUAUUCCAAAAAACUGGAGCCUAUUUGCUGUUAACUUCUUUCUGGGCUGUGCUGGAGGAUCCCAGCUUUACCGUAUCUGGCAAUAUGACCGAGAGCUUAAAGCAAAAGAAAAACAACAAAAAGAAAUGGAGUCUCUUCAUCCAUGAGUGAAAAUGAAUCCUGAUCCAGGGAUUGAAAGGGAGCUAGGUUAAAUUAUUCAUUUUAGAUCGUCCUAAGACUUUGUAAUUAAGAGAAAUGGAACUAAAUAACCAUUGUUAUGAGGUGGAGAUUACUGUUUGAUUAACAAAGUUAGAAUGAAGAAAGCACUAGCUUUUUAAAAAUAUAUAUAUAAAAAAUAUAUAUAGUGUGUAUCUCUCAAUACAUGUAUAUUUAUCAAUACAUGUAGUGUUUCUUUUAUAAAUUAAUUGAAAAUGUUUGGUCUUUUGAAUAACAUUAGAACAGGCUUUUGUUUAAGAUUCUACUCCAAUUUCCAAGGCCUGUUACUGGUUUUAAACUGUAUCAAUGAUCAUCUCCCAAUAAAUAAAAAAAAAUCCCUCAUCUUUA
Molecule: messenger RNA, 1001 nt
Organism: Polyodon spathula (Mississippi paddlefish)
Lineage: Eukaryota; Metazoa; Chordata; Actinopteri; Acipenseriformes; Polyodontidae
Product: mitochondrial pyruvate carrier 2-like
Exons: 5
Coding region: 203-604 (133 amino acids)
Biological process (GO): pyruvate import into mitochondria
Cellular component (GO): mitochondrial inner membrane
Molecular function (GO): pyruvate transmembrane transporter activity
Source: RefSeq, a predicted model, not a curated record